This is a messenger RNA of Leptopilina boulardi, 946 nucleotides long. RefSeq lists its product as uncharacterized. The coding region runs from base 204 to 587 and encodes 127 amino acids. The transcript has a single exon. The record is from RefSeq and is a predicted model, not a curated record. Lineage: Eukaryota; Metazoa; Arthropoda; Insecta; Hymenoptera; Figitidae.
GUACUUAUUUUCUACUUAAUUGUUCGAAAAAAAAAAAAAAAAAUUGUCAUCGUUAUUUUGCAAUUUUUAGUCAUAUCAAGUUUAUUAUAAAAAAAAAGUGAACUCAACAAGUGAACUGAAACUCGUUUUUUUUUUCUUUUAUUGUGAAAAAAUAAUUUCGGAAGUGAAUCGAUAUUGUCGCGUUGCCACGUCAUCAUCAUAAAAUGGGCGCGACCUAUUCUCCCCAUGAUAUUGAACACGAGCAACCAAGUAAAACGGAACAAUUGGCAAAUUGGAUAAGUCGUGUACGUUCAAAGAAAAUAAUGCGUCGACGAAAUAGAAAACGUGAUCUUCGUGUUGAAGCAGUAUUGACAUCAGCAUUGUUCAAGGCCGAAUUUGAAUUACGCACAAAGCAACGAUUGCGCAAUAUAAAAUGGCAGGAGCUUAAAAAGGAAUUGAUGUUGGAUUAUAAGCAAUGCAAUGACUAUACAAAUUAUUUACAAUGCCAAGAAAUAAAUCCAUGGAAGGAGCCAGUUUGUGAGGAAUUGACAAGUUUCAAUGAAUUUAUGUCACAAUUGGGUGAAAUUAAAGUUCCAGUAGCCCGAUGAAAUAACAACAAUGAAGAUGCUCGUUGAUUGAGGUUAUGUUUUUUAUCUAAUUUCAACGAGUGGGAUCCAAACGAAAAAAAAAGGCUUGAAACGCCUCUUUAAAAAAGAAGAUUGAAGAUUCUUCAACAAUGGGAUGAAGAGAAAAAAAAAAUUCGCGUGUGAUUUUUUUUGUUGUUAAUGGACAUGUGUCAAAUUUUUCCUGCCAGUGGUUUUGAAAGCAGCAGCCGAAAUAGUGACGUCAAAUUUGAUUGCGUAUUUUUUAAUUGCAGUCUCGUCGUAUGCAAUGGCAAUGGGAAGGACGGCGGGAGUCGCUGUUUCCGUUUCCGAGGAGCCUGGUGGGGGGGAUGCCUGGAAACCGA